Molecule: messenger RNA, 588 nt
Organism: Monoraphidium neglectum
Lineage: Eukaryota; Viridiplantae; Chlorophyta; Chlorophyceae; Sphaeropleales; Selenastraceae
Product: Retrovirus-related Pol polyprotein from transposon TNT 1-94
Exons: 2
Coding region: 1-588 (195 amino acids)
Source: RefSeq, a predicted model, not a curated record
AUGCGCGCGGAGGCAACCGCGCUGUUUGUGGCUGGCGACAGGGACGACGACAGCACCCUCGGCGCCUUCAUCACUGCGGCCGCGCUCACAGGCACGGCCACAGACCCCACAGUCGAGGAGGCGCUGCAAUCAGCAGAGUCACAGCAGUGGCUGACGGCAAUCGACGACGAGUACCGCAGCCUGCUCAAGAACUGCACCUGGGAGGUCGAGGAGCUCCCUCCAGGUGUCAAGCCCAUUCCAGUCAAGUGGGUACUCAAGGCCAAGCGCGACGCCGACGGCAACAUCGAGCGCUUCAAGGCAAGGCUGGUGGCUAAGGGCUUCCACCAGCGCGAGGGCAUCGACUACGAGGAGACCUUUGCGCCAACCAGCCGCUACACCACCCUGCGCGUGCUGCUGGCGACGGCAGCGGAGCUGGACCUGGAGCUGGGACAACUGGACAUCAAGACCGCGUUUCUCUACGGGAAGAUCGACAAGGACAUUUGGAUCGAGCAGCCUCCGGGCUACGAGUUCGGUGGAGCUACAUUCGGCUGCCACCUGCUUCGGUCCAUCUACGGGCUCAAACAACCCGGCACUCUGGUGGCGCAUUGA